Molecule: messenger RNA, 2311 nt
Organism: Saimiri boliviensis boliviensis (Bolivian squirrel monkey)
Lineage: Eukaryota; Metazoa; Chordata; Mammalia; Primates; Cebidae
Gene: TRIP13
Product: thyroid hormone receptor interactor 13
Biological process (GO): meiotic recombination checkpoint signaling; reciprocal meiotic recombination
Cellular component (GO): nucleus; chromosome
Molecular function (GO): ATP binding; ATP hydrolysis activity
Source: RefSeq, a predicted model, not a curated record
CGCCUCGCGCGGCAGAUUCGAAGCUCGGGCGGGGCCGGCGGGCCGAGGCGGCGGCUGUGGCGGCGACGCAGGGCGUGAGGCGGCGGCGGCGACGCUCCGGUCGGGUCCCCACUGCUCCCGGGGGCGCCAUGGACGAGGCCGUGGGCGACCUGAAGCAGGCGCUUCCCUGUGUGGCCGAGUCGCCGACGGUCCACGUGGAGGUGCAUCAGCGCGGCGGCAGCACUGCAAAAAAAGAAGACAUAAAGCUGAGUGUCAGAAAGCUACUCAACAGACAUAAUAUUGUGUUUGGUGAUUACACAUGGACUGAGUUUGAUGAACCUUUUUUGACCAGAAAUGUGCAGUCUGUGUCUAUCGUUGACACAGAAUUAAAGGUUAAAGACUCACAGCCUAUUGAUUUGAGUGCCUGCAAGGUUGCACUUCACAUCUUCCAGCUGAAUGAAGAUGGCCCCAGCAGUGAAAAUCUGGAGGAAGAGACAGAAAACAUAAUUGCAGCAAAUCACUGGGUUCUGCCUGCAGCUGAAUUCCACGGGCUUUGGGACAGCUUGGUGUACGAUGUGGAAGUCAAAUGCCAUCUGCUUGAUUAUGUGAUGACGACAUUACUGUUCUCAGACAAGAAUGUCAACAGCAACCUCAUCGCCUGGAACCGGGUGGUGCUGCUCCAUGGUCCUCCUGGUACUGGAAAAACAUCGCUGUGUAAAGCGUUAGCCCAGAAGUUGACCAUUAGACUUUCAAGCAGGUACCAGUAUGGCCAGUUAAUUGAAAUAAACAGCCACAGCCUCUUUUCUAAGUGGUUUUCAGAAAGCGGGAAGCUGGUAACCAAGAUGUUUCAGAAGAUUCAGGAUUUGAUUGAUGAUAAAGACGCUCUGGUGUUUGUGCUGAUUGAUGAGGUGGAGAGUCUCACAGCCGCCCGAAAUGCUUGCAGGGCGGGCACCGAGCCGUCCGAUGCCAUCCGCGUGGUCAAUGCCGUCUUGACCCAGAUUGAUCAGAUUAAAAGGCAUUCCAACGUGGUGAUUCUGACCACCUCCAACAUCACCGAGAAGAUCGACGUGGCCUUCGUGGACAGGGCUGACAUCAAGCAGUACAUCGGGCUGCCCUCUGCAGCGGCCAUCUUCAAAAUCUACCUCUCUUGUUUGGAAGAACUCAUGAAGUGCCAGAUCAUUUACCCUCGCCAGCAGCUGCUGACCCUCCGAGAGCUGGAGAUGAUCGGCUUCAUCGAAAACAACGUGUCGAAACUGAGCCUUCUGCUGAGUGAGAUUUCAAGGAAGAGUGAAGGCCUCAGCGGCCGGGUCCUGAGAAAACUCCCCUUUCUGGCUCAUGCGCUGUACAUCCAGGCCCCCACUGUCACCAUCGAGGGGUUCCUCCAGGCCCUGUCUCUGGCCGUGGACAAGCAGUUUGAAGAGAGAAAGAAGCUUGCGGCUCACGUGUGAGCCCGGGCUUCCCCAUCAGGUGCUUUUCCCAUGGAGAACACCCAGCCGGGAAGUGAGGCGGCCCCGCACAGCGUCCGCCCGGGAGUCCCUUCUGCAACCACCGCUCAGACCGCAAGCCAGAGAGCCACGAGGCCAGGCUUUGUUAGAAGAAGCGGGUUGCAUUCAUGUUGUUUCGAAAUGCACACGGAGAGACAAACGGCUUGUCGUUUUCGCUGUUUGUAAAAGAUGACUCAGAGGGUUUGUCUCCUUGUGAAGCCGUGUUUGCUCCCAGCCCGCCCGCAGUGGACGGGACACGUGAUGCCAACAAGUUUCAUUUAACAGCAAAAAAGGGAGAUGAAUGCAGGUGUUGUGGCAGCAGAAGAGACUGUGUCACCCUGAAGAACUUGUCAUCAUUGCAUUAGGAAACGCUCACAUCGCUCCGGGUGGAAGGCAGCAAUUGCUUUCUGGUAACAGCUCGUUUGAUUUCAUGCAAAAAUGUUUUCAAGACUAGGUAAUGGGUAAGAAAAGCCUAUUUCUACCUUUUACCAACUGAGAAAAAGGGGUCGGUCAAAUGUUCUUUCAUAAAUCAUCAGACAUGGUCCCAUUUGCAGGAAGAGCAGGUGCUGAGUGUUCAGGGAGAUGCAUGCCGGUGGUCCGUGACCCAGCGCGGCCCCAGCACUGCUGCGUUUUCCGCCCACCGUGUUUGUGCAACAGCGUUAGAACAUCUCUAAUGAGGGUUCACGUUAAUAGAUACUAAAUACAUGACUCAGUUACUGGUUUCUCAGAAUACUAUGUUUUGCUUUUAUGCUGAAAUAAAUGUCAUUAAUGUUUUGCAUGUGAAAUUCACUUUUGAAAGACAUCACCUUUUGUUUAGAACUUUUUAAGUCUUAAAAUAUUUUUCAGAA